UCCCUCUCUUCCUCUUCUUCACUAUUCGUAGUCUUCCGGUUAUGUUCCUCGCCCCGCUUCCGUUCACGACUAAAGUGCAUUGAUGGACGCCGCGCGGUAAUAGAAGCGGGAUUACAUCCCUCGCCACAAGAAUUACUGGCAGCAGGAACAGACACGUCGGCCGUCACCAUGGAAUGGGCCAUGUGCCUCCUGCUCAUCCACCCCGAAGUCCUGCACACGUCGAGGGCCGAGCUCGAUGCCAAGAUCGGCCAAGGGCGCAUGGCGGAAGAAGAAGACAUCCCCGAUCUCCCCUACCUCAACUGCAUCAUCAAUGAGACCCUCCGGCUGUACCCCGCCGGGCCACUCCUGCUGCCCCGUGAGUCUUCCCAGGACUGCACCGUCGGAGGCUACGACGUGCCUUGCGGCACGAUGCUGUUGGUGAACGCGUGGGCCAUCCACAGGGACCCUAACAUAUGGGACGAACCCGAGGAGUUCAAGCCGGAGAGGUUCCAGUGCGAGGGAGGGAAGGAGGAGGCAGGGCUUAGGAUGCUUCCGUUCGGGUCCGGGCGGCGCAAGUGCCCCGGGGAAGGCCUCGCCAUUCGACUGAUCGGCCUGGCACUCGCGACCUUGAUCCACUGUUUCGAGUGGGAGAAGCUUCCGGGGGAGGAGGUGGACAUGACUGAAGGGCAGGGGCUAUCCAUGCCCAAGGUAAAGCCAUUGGAAGUCGUGUGCACGCCACGCCGCACCAUGCUUCAUGCCCUUACACAGCUCUGAGAAUUGGCAAAGAGUAUGGCAAAUACGUUCCUCCUAUUCAAAAGCUGCUUGUGGGUUCGUUGUCUGAUACGUGUGCUUUUGUUGUUAUCCACGCUUUUGUUCGUGUUGGUUGGCGUCUUACCUGUGUUUGUGGCCUAAUUAGUAAUUUACAGGCUGAGAUAGGUAUGACCGUUACUUGUAUUAUCUUACUCCAUAUAAAUCUAGUAAUUUACAUGCA
Messenger RNA from Musa acuminata AAA Group (dessert banana), 970 nucleotides. RefSeq names its product (+)-piperitol/(+)-sesamin synthase CYP81Q2. The coding region runs from base 169 to 753 and encodes 194 amino acids. Gene Ontology annotation, molecular function: oxidoreductase activity, acting on paired donors, with incorporation or reduction of molecular oxygen; heme binding; iron ion binding. The transcript has 2 exons. The record is from RefSeq and is a predicted model, not a curated record. Lineage: Eukaryota; Viridiplantae; Streptophyta; Magnoliopsida; Zingiberales; Musaceae.